Ruditapes philippinarum (Manila clam) is the source of this 1561-nucleotide messenger RNA. RefSeq lists its product as uncharacterized. The coding region runs from base 27 to 1070 and encodes 347 amino acids. The transcript has 2 exons. Lineage: Eukaryota; Metazoa; Mollusca; Bivalvia; Venerida; Veneridae. The record is from RefSeq and is a predicted model, not a curated record.
UUGAAAUAAAUAAUAAUCAGGAGUGUAUGAUGGAUUUACUAAGAUCAAUUAGAAAUGAUCAAAAUUCUUUAGUCAAUCGUUUAGAUUUGUUGGAUGGUCGUAUUCAUAAUCUAGAAGAUUCUAGUAAUGAUCAGUAUUGUGAUUACUACAAUGAGAAUUAUGAAGGUGAUGAAAUGCAAGAUAGUUCUGAACAAUACACUCAAUAUAGUAACCUGGACAUGAGCUAUCAUAGUCCAUUGGACAGCUGUUACACAGAAAAAACUGUAAAUAAAUCUAGUGAGACUAGUGAUAAAGCAUCGGAGUCUGUUUCGACAAAUAACUCGGCCACUGCCAGUAGAUUUGAUAAACUUGCUUCUAAGUUUGUUUCGGAGGAGGUUGUGAGUGACGAUGUAGAUAACGCUCUGGCUGGAAAUGUGAAUAAUUUGUUCAGGAAUGGUUUGGGUGAUAUUGUCUAUGAGAAUAUGACUAAAGAUGAUGUUUGUGCUCGGCCAAAAAAUUGUGAAGGAUUAGUUGUUGUCAAAUUAAAUAAGCUGAUUUGGGACGUGGUCCCUCCAAGAUCUCGGAAUAAUGACAAGAAAUUACAAAAUAUUGAGAAGUCUAUUGUCAAGGCCGGAGUAAAUUUGACAAAAUCGAUGAAUGAGCUGGCACAUUUGGAAUCUGAAAAAGAUCAGAGUUUUGGUACCAUACUUGACACAUGUAAUGAUGCUUUAGCGUUGCUUGGUCAAGCUAAUGUUCAGUUAUACCAUGCAAGAAGAGAUUUUUUGCGUCCUGAACUGAAAGCAGAUUAUGCGAACUUAUGUAACCAUUCUUAUCCAUUUACGUCGGAAAUAUUUGGUGACGAUGUAUCUAAAGCUGCAAAAGAUAUUGAGGAUUGUAACAAGAUGGGAAAUCGCAUGCAGUAUGGUCCUUCUUUUCGUGCUAGAGGACGUGUCAUGUUUAGACGUCGAUUUGGAUUUAGGGGGCCCCGCAGGGGUCCUUAUCCUCGCAUUGGGCAGAUUCAAGAGUCUUUUGAAAAAGGAGCUCCAAAAAACUGGAACAGAGGCCGCCAGCGCGGUUAUCCAAGAACUUAGAUAUAUCACAUUUUAUUAAACCGUUGCAUUCGCAAAAUCCUGACAGACCAGGCACAAGCUAUAAUUAUUGUACCACUAUGGAAGACACAAGUCUGGUUUCCAGCACUGCUGAGAAUUUUGGUGGACAAUCCACGAUUGCUUCCAAGAAGCGAGACACUCCUUCAAUUGAAACAGCUCAACAAAGUGCACCCUAUGGGGAAAAGGUUAAAACUUUUGGCAUGUCGAGUCUCGGGAAAUCAUUUAGAAACCAAGGUUUUUCAAAAAAGGCUACCGCAAUAUUUCUUGCAUCGUGGAGAGUGUCGACCAAGCAGCAGUACAAAGUAUAUAUCAACAGGUGGCUUCAGUUCUGUAAUAAAUGGAAAAUUAGUGAGAUUCAACCGUCUAUAAAUAGUGUUAUUGAAUUUUUAACAGAAUUAUUUGAAAAAGGUUUGAGUUAUAGUUCUAUAAACUCUGCUCGUUCAGCAUUAUCAUCUCUAGGAGUAAAAUGGGAA